This is a messenger RNA of Megalops cyprinoides (Indo-Pacific tarpon), 883 nucleotides long. RefSeq names its product four and a half LIM domains protein 2. Gene Ontology annotation, molecular function: transcription coregulator activity. Bases 1 to 846 code for a protein of 281 amino acids. The record is from RefSeq and is a predicted model, not a curated record. Lineage: Eukaryota; Metazoa; Chordata; Actinopteri; Elopiformes; Megalopidae. The transcript has 5 exons. Gene Ontology annotation, cellular component: nucleus; Z disc.
AUGACGGAACGUUACGACUGUCACUACUGCAAAGAGUCACUGUUUGGGAAGAAGUACGUGUUGCGGGAGGAGAACCCGUACUGCGUCAAGUGCUAUGAGAGCCUCUACUCCAACACCUGCGAGGAAUGCAAGAAGCCCAUUGGCUGCAACUGCAGGGACCUGUCCUAUAAGGACCGCCACUGGCACGAGGAAUGCUUCCACUGCUUCAAGUGCCAACGCUCCCUGGUGGACAAGCCUUUCUCCACCAAGGAUGAGCAGCUGCUGUGUACUGAGUGCUACUCCAAUGAGUACUCCUCCAAGUGCUGUGAGUGCAAGAAGACCAUCAUGCCAGGUGAAUGCUCCAGGAAGAUGGAACAUAAAGGCAAUAGCUGGCAUGAGACCUGCUUCACCUGCCAGCGCUGCCAGCAGCCUAUUGGAACUAAGAGUUUCAUCCCCAAGGACAACCACAACUACUGUGUGCCCUGCUACGAGAAGCAGUUUGCAUUGCAGUGUGUGCACUGCAAGAAGCCCAUCACCACGGGUGGUGUGACCUACCACGACCAGCCCUGGCACAAGGACUGCUUCCUGUGCACUGGGUGCAAGCAGCAGUUGUCUGGCCAGCGGUUUACCUCCCGCGACGACUUUGCCUACUGCCUCAACUGCUUCUGCAACCUGUAUGCCAAGAAGUGUGCGUCCUGCACCAGCCCCAUCAGUGGCCUCGGGGGGAGCAAGUACAUCUCGUUUGAAGAGCGGCAGUGGCACAAUGAUUGCUUCAACUGCAAGAGGUGCUCCGUGUCCCUCGUCGGGCGCGGCUUCCUGACGGAGAGGGACGACAUCCUGUGUUCCGAAUGUGGCAAGGAUAUCUGAGGAGAGGCCUGUUUGGGCACAGCAAGACAAUGACAAA